Symbiodinium sp. CCMP2456 is the source of this 531-nucleotide messenger RNA. Lineage: Eukaryota; Dinophyceae; Suessiales; Symbiodiniaceae. The record is from the annotation of a GenBank genome assembly.
AUGGCACAGAGGAGCUCGCCACUGGGCCUGGCAGGUCGUCCUCUGGCAGGCUCAGCCCUGCGAUGCGCGCUGUGGGCGCCCGUGCCCAGGUGUCGCUCUUGCCGAGCAGCGUCGACAGGGCCUCCUGUGAAGGAGGGCGAGGUUCUGGAAAUGCGAAUGGAGACGCUGACCAGCUCGGGGCAGGCUCUCGGGCGGAUUGGUCCGACGCGAUGGGUGGUCAUGAUAUUUGGCGCACUGCCACGCGAGCUUGUUCAGCUGCGGAUUGUGCGGAACUACCGCAGCCGUUCGGAGGCUCGGCUGUGCCGCAUCCUGGAAGCCUCCCCCGAGCGAGCAGCGCCUAGGUGCCCUCUCUUCACGCAGUGCAGCGGCUGCCAGUAUCAGCCCUGUCGCGAAUUGCUGGCAUUGCUGCACAUGUGGCUCCCACAGUGCCAUCGCCGCUGCAGUACCACUACCGCACGAAACUCACCCCGCAUGAGCAGGAGCCUCCACCAGGGCGCCAGCGAAGGGCGCGGAGUGGCGAGGACGAUAUAG